Molecule: messenger RNA, 246 nt
Organism: Paracoccidioides brasiliensis Pb18
Exons: 3
Coding region: 1-246 (81 amino acids)
Source: RefSeq, a predicted model, not a curated record
AUGGGCCGACUGCGCGGAUUUGUUCCAGUCGCCUUAGCUGUGGGAUUUGGCGUGCUUAAUGGAUAUGUAACAUUUGCGCCCUCAUUCAUGAGCCCGGAGGCUGAUCAAAAGAAUAAAAAGGCAAACGAGAAAGAUUCAUCACUCUCACCGUCACUACGACCCACGAGACAGGCUGUGAGCAACUCAACCACUUCACCAGACACGGAUAGCAAUAUUAAAACCACACCGGAAUCGUCCAAAUUAUAG